This is a messenger RNA of Drosophila bipectinata, 3871 nucleotides long. Lineage: Eukaryota; Metazoa; Arthropoda; Insecta; Diptera; Drosophilidae. The record is from RefSeq and is a predicted model, not a curated record.
AUGGCGUGCAGCAGGGCGCACAGCAAGGUGCACAGCACGGAGCGCAACAGGGACUGCAACACGGACUGCAGCACGGGCUACAGCAGUCCCCGCAGCACGGACCGCAGCAGGGGCUGCAGCACGGACUGCAGCAUGGGCUGCAGCAUGGGCUGCAGCAGGGGCUGCAGCAAGGUGCGCAGCAAGAUCCACAGCAGGGGCUGCACAUCUUCGAUUCCAUCUCACACUCAGACAUCGGCCGAGGCGGCGGCUGCGACAGCGGCGGCAGGAUCCGCAGAAGGAGGCUCCGCCAUCAGCCCCGAUGAGAGCGGCGACCCAUCAUCGUCGGCGACCGCAUUCUCCAGCCUGGCUCAAGUGUCCUCGCUCCUGCCGGAGGCAUCCGCCCUUUCGGCGACAAACGGACUGGUGGAGCCGUAUCUGGAUGGCUACGCAACCUCCAAUGUGACGACUCAGAUUGGAACACAUGCGUAUCUGCCCUGUCGGGUCAAGCAGCUGGGAAACAAAUCAGUUUCCUGGAUUCGGCUUCGGGAUGGACACAUCUUGACCGUUGACAGAGCUGUCUUCAUAGCCGACCAGCGAUUCCUGGCCAUCAAGCAGCCGGAUAAGUACUGGACUCUGCAAAUCAAAUACGUUCAGGCCCGGGACGCGGGAUCCUACGAGUGCCAGGUCUCCACAGAGCCCAAAGUCAGUGCACGAGUCCAGCUGCAAGUUGUGGUUCCCCGCACUGAGAUCCUGGGCGACCCGGAUCGCUACGUGAAGGCGGGCAGCAACGUGGUCCUCCGCUGCAUCGUACGCGGCGCCCUGGAGCCGCCCACGUUCAUCAUGUGGUAUCACGGGGCCGAGCAGUUAGCCGCCGACUCCCGGCGCCAUCGCAUCCAGUUGGAUCCCAAUCUGCCGGAGGCCACCGGCGAUGGACUGAGCACGAUUGGCUCAUUAAUCAUCGAGUCGGCCAAGAAGCGCGAUACUGGCAAUUACACAUGUAGCCCGUCGAAUAGCCCCAGUGCGACCGUAACGCUGAACAUAAUAAAUGGCGAAUCAUCGGCCUCGGCGGUCACUUCAUCGGCAGCCACCACCCGGGCCUAUGCCCUCUGCGUCCAGGCCCUCCUUCUGAGCGUUAUCCUGAUUGGAGUGGGCCAUCGAACAUGACAUGUCGCAGCCCGAAAACCAAACUGAAGCAUCACAGGAGCAUGGUCUCUGCCCACAACUCUGCCAAUGGAAAAUAUAUAAAAUUGUUAGACGAAAAUAGAAAAAAGAAAAGCAAAAGCAAGCCAUAAAACCGAUAAAGAAAGCGAAACAGAAACCGAAGCGGAAGCGGAAGUGAAACAAAAAACCAAAAUGGAGAUUAAACGUAAUAAUCGAGUGCAUGUUGUAAGCUAGUUGAUUUUAUCCACUAACUAAUAACCAAUACGUAUAGAGGAUAAGUCCAUAAUCCCUGGAUUACUCCCAGACCGUUUCCCCUCAAAGAAAAGAUAAAGAAUAAGAUCCCUAGCCCUGCUAAUUGUAAGUUCUACCAGCUCUAAGCGAACUAGCCUAUAAGUCCUUAGUGUAAGGCCGACCCCUGAUUUUUGUAGUGCAGGUUUAGUUUUGGUUUUAGUUUCGAGAGAGGCUUUGUUUUGCGGCAAAUACUGAGUGAGUUUGCAUAAAUGCAUAACCGUAAAUAUUUAUGCAGUUCGAUGUGAAAUUGCAUCGAUAUCCUGAACCCAUUCGGAUCGCAUGAACGAAUCACAGGGAGGCGAAGUGCUACGGACGGAGGAGGGAAUUUUCUGCCAUCAAACGAAUGCAUUUUCGGAAAAAUUCAACUCGAAUGCAUUUGCAUGGCAAUUCGAGUCUGGAAAAAUAUUUGCUGUCUCCUUCCUAUGUGGCAACAUGCUGAACUUUUCAAUUAGCCGUAUUUCACUCAUCCUGACCCCCUGGUCUCCCUCACGCCCGCACUCCCUGGACAAUUUUUGGAAAAUUUAUUAUUUUUAGCAAAUACUGGCCACUAGACGGUGACCUCGUUUUUGUAGGAAAUCGAAUAAAUUUACUCAUAACUGCAUACCCUCGAAGAGGCCGUCCCAAAGAUCAGAAACAACAAUUUUUAUUUGGUUUAUGUUGAAAGAGUUUUGGUUGGAAUUAUCUACUGCGGACAGAGAAGAAACUCCCACAACUAUAAACUGUCUGAUUUUUGUGCGACACUUAAUGCAAAGAUUUGCAUGGCCAAUUUAUGGAACUCUAUUUUAUGUGCUCUUAUCUCACGAACAAGCUCGAAACAUGCGGCAAAAACCAAAAUUCAUAAAGUAAAUAAUUGCAUAAGGAACAAAAAAAAAUUAUAGAAAAUAUAAACAUGCAUUGAUCGAAAUGGACAGCCAGCAGGACACUGCAGGCUGGACAGGGUGCAGAGGACAGGACCCAGGGGAGAAAAGCAAACAAAAACAAUUUAAUUGAUAACGAAAGUAAAUUUAUUGGAUUGAGCGGACUGACUCGCGAACUGUAUAUAACUCUAUUGCGAAAUUGUUCAACAAAAAUGUAAAUUAAUUGAAUAUACAAAUAAUAUAAAUGGCAGAAUCCAACCAGAGACGUAUUCCAAACACUAAUGAAUUGCAUUUAAACGAUACAAAUAAAUAAAUAUAUACAUAUAUACAUAUAUGCAUAAAUAAAUAGCGGGCAAAGGAAAACAAAGGCAGUCAAAGAAAUAAAUAAACCGAAAUCAAACGGACAGAAUGUAAACACACGGUGUGCGUGUGUGUGCAGCCCCCAACCCGCAAGCCCAUCCGGCUCGUAUUUAUUUAUCCACUUAAUGUCCUUUUUAAUUACACUCACACAUAUACGAAUAUACGCGUGCACUCCACUAUCCACGGAAAAUCCCAUAAAAAUUGUCUGAAAUUAAUUAAAGUCGACCGUCGUCCCGGCUUGACGUCUACGUGAAAGCUGAGGAGGCUGCUGCGGCAACUUAAUUGCAAUUAGGUGCAUGCCACACGCACUCCCCACUAGUCCAGUCGCGAACUCCAACAAUGCCAUCAAAGCGGCAUUAAUUAUGCGUGUGUGAUUGCUCGAAGGCAAACCGAUACUCUGUCACACCCUGCGUAUACUUGAUGCGCUCGACCUUUGAGCGUUUAAAAAAUUGAACUCUGCCAAGGCAACCGCAAGCAGCUGGAGGAGCAAACAUCCCCGAAGCGAGAACGGAAAAACACACGGAAAUAAAUUUCUGUGGUCAGUGUAUCGAAUGGAAGGGAGGAUCCUGGUGAGAAUUAACCAGGAUUCUUUUCACGGGUGUCGACAAUUAACACAUUACCGUUUGCAUGCAUCAAAUGCUUGCGGUCUGCGGUUUACCGCCUUUGAAUUACCACCCACAGUCUGUGAGGGCGCCCGCGUAUUUAAUACUUAACUUUCAACCUAUAUUUUACCGCCAAAAAGCCACCAACAGCCCAUUGGACAGCCCAUAAAAACUGAAUGUUUACCACAACACUGAAUCUGAAUACGAAACUUUGUUAGAUUUAAGCGGCAAGUCGUAUAUGACCAUAGCGAGUACUAUACGAAUCAAAAUCAAAAUACAUUUCUAAGCUAUUAAGUGUUUUUCAUCAUCAUCGUCUCGAUUAACGUAUAGAUGGAAUAUGUACGUGUAAUUAUCAAAACACCCAAAACUAUUUGUAAAUAAUACGCAUUACGCAACGUCCUCCCAAAACCGAAGCAGGAGUAGCAAAAAGAAGAAGUAUAUUAGAAGGUGUGGGCGUCACAUUUUAAAUACCGACACUCGAACACUCGUGUACUCCAUGAUAUAGCAAAGUUUAUUGUUAAGUACCGACUAAUACGAAAUACUUACGCAUACAUAUGUAAACGAAACUAAGAACUAUGUGAAACUUUAACUGACAAAUUUAUUGCAUUACAUACAAUAAAA